This is a messenger RNA of Alosa sapidissima (American shad), 1262 nucleotides long. RefSeq names its product butyrophilin-like protein 9. Bases 72 to 950 code for a protein of 292 amino acids. Lineage: Eukaryota; Metazoa; Chordata; Actinopteri; Clupeiformes; Clupeidae. The record is from RefSeq and is a predicted model, not a curated record. The transcript is spliced from 4 exons. Gene Ontology annotation, biological process: immune response; T cell costimulation; positive regulation of T cell proliferation. Gene Ontology annotation, cellular component: external side of plasma membrane.
AUGAGAGAUUAGUAGAGUUAUCAGCCAUUUCAUAGAUGUUGACCUCAUGAGGCCGGUGAAGCAACUUAAACAUGUUUACUGUUUCCGUUGCUUAUUUUCUUGUGGCUGAUGCUUAUGAAUGGCCUUGUGGGAAAAUACAGGAAGUCGGAAGAGACCAACAUCAGACUAGAACCAGGAAACCAGGACCUCAUUACCCUGAAACAGUAGCACGUCUAAAACACAGAAUAAACCUCAACACUCAAUACUACCGAGCAGUAGGUGGAGAGCAAGACUUUUGCAGAAUCGUUCUAAACUUCAUACUUUCAGACUCACUCUCGAAUAAUGCAUGGAAACCACUUCCUUAUUUAUCGGGCUGCAAAAUUGGUCACGGCUGGUUUUCUCUUGAGAUGAGGAUGGCUGGACAACACCUGUUUAUCUGGACUGUGAUGUGCAUUGUGCUUGAGAGGAAAAUAUCUGGAGCGGUAGAGCAGGAGCAGCAUGAGGAUCUGCAGCAGGUGAGUGUGGGAGAGUGCGCUCUUCUCCCCUGUCUGCUCCCACUCCCACCUCCCUCUCUGGGUGACAUCCGAGUCUACUGGCAAACAGACAAAACAUACCAGGUGGUUCACGUCUUCAACAAAGGCCAGGAGGAGUUUACGCAUCAGUCCCCCUCUUACCACAACAGGACCCGGCUCUUCACCAAUCAGCUGCAGUUUGGCAACUUCAGCCUGGAGUUACGCAACGUCUCUGAGUACGACAACCUCACCACCUUUCAGUGUCUUGCAUUUUACCAUGGAAGCAUGAGGCCUACGUACCAGAACACUACCUUACUGGUGUUGAGGGAAGACGUGAAUAUAUCGCAUGAUGGCGGAGCUGGAAACACUACAUUGCCUGCAGUGGCUGUUGCUUUGCUAGUGUUGAUCUUCAUUAUUUUGGUUUUGGUCUGGGGUAUAAGAAAACGUCUAAAAAAGUGAUGUGAUUCCUCAACUGAAAAUGUACGCCCUGUUUAGGAUUUAGACUAGAACAAAAACUAGAGGACUGGAGAGGACAGGAGGACUGUCAGACCAAUACCAGAGUUUAACCCUCAGAACUCUGUGCCGCUGACGCACCCUUGAGAAAUGACUAACUUUAACAGUCUUACCCUCGUUGUCCAGAGGUGCCACUGGUGUCUAUUGAAAGGGGAGGAUUCAGGGAUUAUGCUAAGAUAAUUGGUUUUCCAAUCCAUUAAGUAGAACCAAUGUUAUUGUCAUUUUAAGGACAUGUAUUUUUUUACCGCAACAGGAAUG